Molecule: messenger RNA, 1044 nt
Organism: Fusarium venenatum
Lineage: Eukaryota; Fungi; Ascomycota; Sordariomycetes; Hypocreales; Nectriaceae
Source: RefSeq, a predicted model, not a curated record
AUGAAGACUUCAACUCUCGCAAUGGCCGCUUUUGCGCCAAUGGUUUUUGCUGGUCGCUUCAUUCGACGAGACCACCCUGAGCCUGCCAUGGCUAUGCCUGCAGCUCCUGAGCAUCCCGUUGCCGCUCCUCCAGCUGAGCACCCUGCUGCUGCACCAGCUCCUCCUGCUGAGCAUCCCGUCGCUGCUCCCGCUCCCGCUCCUCCUGCAGAGCAUGUUGCUGCUCCUCCCGCAGAGGUUGUUCACCCCGGUGUCACCAAGGAACACAAGACCGAGAUCAUCAUCAUCUGGCAAAACCCUGGAGCUGGUGCCGAGACCACAACCGUCAACGAGAAGGUCACAGUUACUGAGACCGUGACCAAGGGUGGAGAGGUAGCCACUCAGCCUGCCGCCGCCGCAUCUCACACUGUCACCGUUGGAGGCCCUGGAGGCCUUGUCUACCAGCCUGAGGAGCUUCACGAUAUCCCUGUUGGUGACACCAUCGUCUUCGAGUUCCUGUCACAGAACCACACUGUCUCUCAGUCUGGCUUCACCACCCCUUGUGAUCUUAUGGAUGCUGGCAUGGACUCUGGAUUCAUGGCCAACCCUAACAACACUGUCUCUCCUCCUCCUCAAGUUGCUAUGCAAGUCAUGGUUGACACUCCUUUGUGGUUCUACUGCAAGCAGGGCAACCACUGUGGUCAGGGUAUGGUUUUCUCCGUCAACCCUACCCUUGAGAAGACACACGCCAUGUUCAAGGAGAUGGCUAUCCAGCAGAAGGGUGACGGCAAGCUUGCUCCUAUCCAAGGUGGUGAGCCCGCUGCUCCCGCCGAGUCCAAGCCCGCUGCUCCCCCCGCUGCUCCCCCUGCUGCCCCUCCCGCCGAGGCUGCCCCUGCCCCCCCUGAGGCUACAGGAGUUGUUCCCGGCAAGGGCACUGUCGCUCCCGAUGGCAGCUGUGUUUGCCACGUCUCUUGUGCAGCUGGUGCUUUCCCUGCCGCUGCACAGGGUAUCAACUCUUUCGGUGGCAUGGCCGGAGGUCUUCCUUACAACAUGGGUGCUGCGAGCUAA